Molecule: messenger RNA, 3633 nt
Organism: Capronia coronata CBS 617.96
Lineage: Eukaryota; Fungi; Ascomycota; Eurotiomycetes; Chaetothyriales; Herpotrichiellaceae
Exons: 1
Coding region: 1-3633 (1210 amino acids)
Biological process (GO): regulation of transcription by RNA polymerase II
Cellular component (GO): SAGA complex; SLIK (SAGA-like) complex
Molecular function (GO): structural molecule activity; protein heterodimerization activity
Source: RefSeq, a predicted model, not a curated record
AUGUCCCUAACAUGGCCGCCCCCAAACAGCCAGAAACCACCGGACGAUGAACCUUUGCUGCAUUCCCUCCACAGAGAUACCCUGAAUGGACUCCUUCGAGCGCCUUCUCGACCGCAUACCCCCAAUGCCUUCAAACUGCGCAGUCUCGGUGGUGGCUCCCUAUCCGGCCAAGCUGCAGAACCCGAACCCAAUGUUGAGGAGGACCCGCAGGUGGUUCGCUUCCGCGCUUUAUUCCAAGAGACGGAAAGCAGACUCGCCAACCUCUUCAACGAUGUUGGCGAGGUCAUAGUGCCGGAGAGGCGCACAAUUCCCGAUGCGCCUGCGUUAGGAUCCGCACCAGACAUUGUCGAGCCGCAUACGGACCCUGCUCCUAUAUCCAAGAAGCGCAAGUUGGACGAUGAUGACUACGAUGACUACGACGACGAUGAGGAGGAUGAAGAACAAGAGAAUGAUGCUGUACGGGCAUCUCCUCUCAAGGAUAAGCCCAAUAAAGUCCACAUCGUCGCCGAUAGCACAUCGUCGCCGGUCCCCAGGCCUGCAACCCCAUCGAGGGGUCCCUCCGAUUCUACAAAGGCUUUGUCCAAGGCUGGAGUUUCCAAACAGAGUGGCGAUGCCGAAGAUGCUCGCAAGAAGCUGGAAGAGACCAAGCGGAAGGAGAUCGAGACAGUAAAGACCUUGUCUCGAACAAUGUUCUUUACGCUGGAGAAUGACCGGGAUGCCAUGUUGGACCAACAACGUCUUGAGGAGGCCGAACGCCGCGCCGAGGCUGAAGCAGAGGGCCACGCCAGUCGCCAGAAUGCUUCCAACCAGCAGGGCAGUUUGAGCAAAGCCAAUCUCGGGGCAUCUAGUCUGACGUUGAAGAACCUGAUCGCGCUUCUAGACGAACAUCGGUCGAUGGUACACGCGACCGAGUCGGAGUUGCGUGCGCUGAUGAGUGAAGUGCGCAAGAACCGGAGCAAAUGGGCGAGUGAGGACAAGAUUGGGCAAGAAGAACUCUACGAGUCGGCGGAGAAAGUCUUGACCGAGUUGAAGGCUCACACCGAGCACUCUUUUCCUUUCCUCAAUCCUGUCAAGAAGAAGGACGCCCCGGACUAUUAUCUCAUUAUCAAGCACCCGAUGGACCUGGGGACGAUGACCAAGAAACUUAAGCAGUUGGCAUACAAAUCGAAGAAAGAAUUCGUCGAUGAUCUGAAUCAGAUCUGGAAGAACUGUUUGAAGUUCAACAGCAACCCUGACCAUAUCUUCCGAAAGCAUGCUCUUUUCAUGCAAAAGGAGACCGACAAGCUUGUCCCUUUGAUCCCAGACAUCGUGAUCCGGGACCGGGCAGAGGUGGAGGCCGAAGAGAGAAGACAACAGAUUGCCAACGGGGAACUCGACGACGGUGCUGAGGAGAGUGACGAUGAGCCGAUCAUGUCAUCCCGUGGCCGCAAAGCACCUAAGAAAAGUGCGAAGAAGGGCGGCGGUUCGACGUCACGGAAAGCGCCACCCCAGGCCACGCCUAUACCCGAAACCAAGCCGGUGUUGCAAUCGCUCAGCUCUGUUCAGAACGGCCUUCGAGCGGAAUCCGAGGCUGAAGGAAGUCAAGGUCAGUCGACUCCGCCGCCGGGAAUAUUGACGCCACUUGGAGCCCCCGGUCCAGGAAGUGUGGCUGGAACGGGCAGUGAGGCCAUGGACAUGGACGUGCCUGGGCUGCCAUCGCAGACACCGAUACCCGAGUACGAGGAUGAAGAAUACAAGCUUUGGAAACAGAAGACCAAGAAGGAUCGAGCCAUGAUCGCCGCCGCCCGACACAAGCUUUUUCGUGGAGAUAAAUUGAAUGCUGAAGAGACUGCCUUGCUGCGGAGUAAGGCGGGGAUGCGUCGUUGGCAGCGCCUCCAGCAGGAGGCUGCCGGUAAGGAUGUGUUUGAGUUUCAUGGGGACGGUCCCGAGCGUGAGCAAGCCGGGCAGACAUUGGCUGAGGGUAUGGAGGCGGAAGAAGAGAGCCUGCUUCCUGAUUACUACGACCCGCUCUCGGCCAUCCCGGAUUUGGAGCCGCGACUGAGAUGGGAGCAGGAUAGUGAAGGGCAAGUCAUCGAACAUUUUGAGGAAUUUCUACGAUUGUACCCACCGAAACAAUUCACAGCCCCCGAGAGCAAGCUCAGCAAGAAGAUCGAUUCCAACAUUAAACAGAUGCAAGAAACACGGAAGGUGGUGUCCAAAAUCGGCGUGGUCAAACAGAUGCAACUACAGUCUCAGACUUAUCAGAACCAGUUUCAGAAGUAUCAGCCGGAGCCGUUUGUCGAAGCGGACAUAGAAAACCACGUCAUGUCGGAUAACGGCCCCUUGAUGGCACCAUGGGUAUGUAGGGCCGCGUUUCAGCGGGCCAUUGGCAAGAUCUUCUUCCACGCGGGAUUCGAAGAGUUUCAACCUUCGGCGCUGGACACCAUGACCGAUUUGGCGGCCGACUUCUUCCAGCGGCUUUGCACCACUCUGGUGAACUACAAGGAGGACUACAAGAUUCCGGUGACGGCACCUGUCUCCGUCGUCCAAGGAAUCAAAUCUGAGACGAGCACGGUCUACAAGACUCCCAACACCAACGAAGAAGCCAUUCUGCACACCCUCCAUUCCAGCGGAAUGUCACUCAACGAUCUGGACAUAUAUGCCCGUGAAGAUGUCGAUCGCCUGGGCGCUCGUCUCGUCAUCAUGCAUGAGCGCAUGAAGGGUCAUCUCGCGGACCUCCUCCGGCCUGCUCUGACGGAAGAUACCGCCCACGGUCAAGGGUCGUUUGUCGAUGGAGGCGAGCAAUACGUGGGAGGUGAUUUCGCCGAAGACCUGGACGAAGACUUCUUCGGGUUCCGCGAAUUGGGUCUCGACAAGGAAUUCGGAAUGGCGAGUCUGACGGUGCCGUUCCACAUCCUCCAGAACCGUCUGGGUAUGGUCAAUCCACAAAUCAGUCCGGAAGAUGCGGCGGAGAAGAUGUUCAAAGAACCGCCUCGCUGGCCUCGGAUCACUGCCGAAAACGUCGACGACCAGAUUGGAUUGGUCAGGGAAUUCUUCAAGAAACGUCUGCGCGAGAACAAUGAUCGGCCAUUGACUGAAGACUUGGACCUCCCGCCCAAACAACGACCUGGUCAUGGCAGAGCGAGAGUCCCGGCAAGUGGGAAGAUCGGAGAUGGGACACUGAAGAGCAACGCCAGUCCUCAGAAAAAGGCCCCAGCCAAGAUUCCUCCUGCUGCUGCCAAACCCACCACAACCACUCCAGCAGACAAAGGGAAGAAGAAGUCGGUCGUGAUCAACGGUAUCGGUGGUGGUGCGGCGGGUGAAGACACGUCGAUGGUCAACGGCAUCAACCCGACUAGUCCCGGCCCAGGAGGCGACGGCAGUCCCGGAAAGAAACAAGCUGCCAACGGCCUCAAAGCGAAAGCGACAGUGACGGCUUCAACGUCCGAUCACAAGGGUUCCAGCAAUCCGGCCGCAGGACCGCCGCCGAGAGAGAAUGGUUCAGGUGAUGUCAACUUGGAUGGGAACAUGGAUGGCAACGGCACUCCCAAAGCGAAUGCGAAUGUCAAUGCGAAUGUGAACGGCGUGGCCAAAGUCAGCGACAAUGGCGCCUUGGACGGUGAGACCAGCAUGAUGAGUCCUGAAAGUCUGUAA